AUGACUUCUGAAUCAAAAGAUCUCCAUGGCGUGGCUUAUAACUUAGAACCUCGAGCGCUUGCACUCGAUAGAAGUUCCUUGAGGAAACCUCUGAUAAUCGGCACAAUAGUUGUAGACCAUGUGCCUCUGCUGAACCCAUCUCAAUCUCUUUCUUCCAUUAACAUCAAGCUCCUGAGCCUGAAAUUGUGGGCCGCCUUGGAUCUUGAAAUUUCUGUAAUAGGCCACAAAAGGAGCCUUUGUCCAGUCAGUCUUGACCCGGCCGCCUUGAGUAGCCCACUCGUCUGCAUUCCACAAACUGCAGUACACUCUCAUCGCCUUGCUGUUGGGGAAAGGUACCCCACUCCGUUCGUGGUUGUUGAAAACUCUAAUCGGACUGUUGUCCACCAAGAAUCUGAAUAUUUUGCAAUAUAA
Messenger RNA from Striga asiatica, 411 nucleotides. The record is from the annotation of a GenBank genome assembly. NCBI's taxonomy places the organism in Eukaryota, Viridiplantae, Streptophyta, Magnoliopsida, Lamiales, Orobanchaceae.